GAGAAGGGACAUGGCCACACUUUCGUCAGUUUUCAAACGUCAACUUGUCAAACAGAAGUGGAAAUGGCUGAUGCGGACGAUUUGGUGGAAUUGCUGUUUUUCGAUACAUUUUCGCAUGAAAUACACGAGGACAUCAAUCUAGAUCUAGUUCAGUUUCCGAAACCAGUUUACAUAACGGAAAUCCGAAUUAUUCCGCUUGGCGCUCGUGUUCAAGCUGACUUUCCAGGAGGUGUUCGUUUAGGGGCAACCAAUCCCUCAAAAUUUGGAAUACAAUUUUUCGUGAAUGAUCUGAGUAAGCCUGGGGCAUCAACAUUCGAAAUUCUUGGAAAUUUGGAGUACAAUCAAAACGAUUGUAUCCAUCUCGAAUGUCACAAUGACAAAAUUCCAACAGAUGGAUUGGUUUUACGGGGGUGGUACACAACUAUCACAUUGGCUGUGUAUGGUACACUCACAAACAACAUAGCCGAACAAAUAGACAGCCCCCCUCCGCCGGUUGAAGUGGUUCCUGAAGAAGUCAACACUGCACCUGUAGAAAUCCCCGUCGCCGAGCCUGUUAUUGUUGAGCCACAACCAGAUUUGAACGAGGAUAUCAUUCCGCAGCCAACUCCAGAGAUAUUUGAGCGUGAAGUAUUUCAGGAACCGCAAUUUGAAAGAACCUUCGAACAACCGGCAUACCCCGACGAGGCAUACUACCAAACUUCCAGUCAAGAUGGUAUUCGAGAGCAUGAGUCUAAGAGAGUUGCACGCCGCAAAUCGCGAUCGUCGGAACGUUCUAAUUCACGACACCGUACAUAUUCUCGGUCUGAUAGUAACGAUCGUGAAUACUCAAGCAGUAGCCGACAAAAAAGGGAAUGGUCACGAAGUCCUGAAUACAGACAUUCAAGACGGAUGCGUCGUGAUCGCUCUCGGGACGUUCCCGAGCAUUCAGACCGCGAUCACAAAUGGCCGCGAACACCUCCAUCUCAACAUAUUGGCUCACCACGGCGUCCUCGAUCGCCCGAAGCAAUGGAGCAUUUCUCUGAUAUUGGCGACGAUUCGGACUAUAAAUAUCGACAGAAAAGCAAAACAGGAACUCAACAAGUUCGACAAAUGGAAGAUGAACCUCCUGAGGUUGCUCAAACUGCAGUGGAAGCACCCGAAGAGAUUCAAGAGUUAACACCUAUAGACGAGGACACGCUCUCUCAAGGUGAGCAGUUUGAACCCAUUUUAAGUGAUGACGAAAUUCUUGGCGAUGAUGACAAUAACAACGAAGAACCAGACAAUGAAGAGAUGGAAAUCGAAGAAGACUUCGACGAAAUCGCAAAAGUGUAUGACCCCUUCAAGAUUCCUCUCAGCAAGUUCGAGCAUGAUUUAUAUCCAAGCUGUUCCCGAGAUAUUGAACUCAUCGAUAAGCUGCUUACGAAGUACGAACUGCAAACUAAAAUCUCGUCAUUUGAUGAUUUUUUUAAAUCUACGAAUGACGAAAAGGAGAACUUUGUUUACAUUUCGGAACAAUUGCUAACGCAUCUCACUCAAGUGAAUUUGUCAUCAUACUCUCGACGAAAUUUCAUAUUCAAAUCGGCUUUCCAUAAGCGCGAGGACCGCUUGAAAUUGGCAGCAAAUGUUCUGAGGGUAGCUCUGAAUUUUGACUGUGCUUGCGAUCAGCCACAACCAGGAUUCAAAGUUCGCCAUAUUAAGAUUGGAGCUCGACUUGCCGAGUGUUUGGGCGCAUCGGAAGAUUUUACAACACAUUAUAUUCAGGCUGAAUCCUGUGAUCCAUUCGAUGACCUUUUCAAGCUUUACGAACAGCAGUACAUGGCUCUGUCCAUCAAAUUGUUGAUAUUGAGAGCGAUUUAUGCGAAUCUUGACACAAAGCUUGGUAUUACGACAUUUUUGAAUAACAAAGUUAACGGCUAUCAGCGGGUUCUGGUUUUGCUACAAAGCAAUCCUCUUACCCGUGCCAAGUUCGCUUUGAGGUCAAUUGUAAAGAAAAUUCAUUUAUUCGAGGCGUUGGAGACUAUCCAUGAGGUAGUGACUAAGCAAUUCGUCUUAGCGAAAAGCGAUUCUGAUAAUUCCUUCGAACUGCUUGAGUGCAGUAUGAAGGAAGUAAAAUGUGCUCUGUCAUCGGAAGCGAUGAACUAUCAACAACCAAAGCGGUUCCUUCCUGUUUCCGAGAAGUUUGAAGUCUGCAAGGAUCAAAACUCAAUUGAAAAUUGGUCGCAUAUGCUACGUUCAUAUUUCAAAAUAAACGCUUUGUCCGAAUCGCUUUUAUUGAUCCUAAGCAAUCAAAGUUUUAUGCCACCGACAUUGGUUGACACGGCUCUGGAGCUGGUGCAGUUGUUGGCACGUUCGGCGGUAGGAAUCGACUACCUUGUUGAGGAUUGCUUCGAGUCAACGCAACUUCUCGUCAAAUGUUUGUUGAAUAUCGAGAACUACCCUUCCGAGGAGACUGGUGAGGACAAGAAAAGCGAUGAGGAGGCGGAAAUUGGCGAAAAAGAAAAGUCAAAGGACGUCCCUCGAGAGAUGGAUGCAGUGCAAAAACUAGGCGUGGAGGUUUCGUAUCGGAUCCAAACACACUACCACAUGGCAGCGGUAGCAAAUACCAAGGAUAACGUAGACGUGCUAAUGGAGCAUUUGCAUGCGCUUUACAGUCAAACAUGCUAUAAUCCUGGGCGCACUUUUACUGUCGAUGCAUUAACCUCAAUCAACAAUAACAUAAAGCCUCUGUUGCAUUUGAUCGAAAAAGAGCGCAAGUGCCAGGCGCAAAGGAAUCCAGAUUCGCCAGCGCUCAAAUACAAAUCUCCUGUGCUGAGCUACUCCGUCGAUUUAAUUGACUGCUGUGUUCGAUAUGCCACCGACGUCGGGUUUCUAAAAGAACACGAACGCACGUUAGUAGACCUGGUUAAAAACCACGAAGUCUUUGAGUCAUCAGUGUCAGCAGUUCUACAGGAAAUGGCGGUGUUCUUAAAACCGCUGGAAGCAGGAAAUGGUUUCGCAUACGACGAUAUCACGUCACUUUGUGAGACUAUCAAACGGGGCUUAGAAUACAUAACAACAUUCCCCGGGGACUUGAUAAUGGCGUUAAGAAUUUUAAAGUAUCUGGGCAUUGCCGAUGAUAAUAUCGACUAUGACAAGCAGACGAAAGAGUUAAAGCACCGCUACGUGAUUUUGCAGUUCUACUCAGCGGACGGCGUGAUCACUAUUUUGAAUAUUUUAGAGAAACUGAACACAUAUUUCGAGCAACCAGGACUACAUUCAGCCACUUUAAUGACCACCCAAGCAGUCCAGGCCUGCCAAAUCUUGUUACCAGCAUUGCAAGUGUUGCGAGAGAUGUUGACGUUUGUAAUUCAAUGCCGAGAUGUGCAGUACAAGGAUGUGACGGCUGUAGAACACCUCAUGAAGACGUAUGCCCUUAUGCACUACUACCCUGAAAUGAGCCAAGCUUUCGAAGAUGCCCAGGCCAUUAAAGCUGAAAUUAUCAAAAUAUUACUUUCUUACACACAACCGAACCCACAAGAUCAGGAAUCUGUUCAUAAAAGCCUGUGGACCCAAAUGAUCCGCGAAGUAAUCAAGUUCAUUUUACUCACCCCUUCUACGUUUGUCCCCGGUUUGCAGGUGUUCGCUGAGCUAUUACCACUGCCACUACCGGUCCAGACUCUCCACCCGCCGUCGGAAAUGGAGAAGGUGGCCGCGAGGUUUGUGACCGAAAGGAAAUUAUGGUCUGCCCAUUUGCAUCCACAGAGUGCACUUAUCACAGAAAUGAUUCAGACGAUCUGCCCAACAUCAUUCCCACAAUUGAUUGACCUAUUGACCCGAGUCUGUUUACAAUUGGCUGACCUAGCUCCAAAUAUGACCCUACUCGUCACGAAAACCGUAACCGACUUAAUUUUAAAUGAAACCGCUUCCGUUGGCACUUCCGGACUGGCGAGGCUUUUGAAAUUUCUAGCUCAGCUGACCGCCUAUGCAUCUGUGAAGAUUUCGAAUCUAUCCAUAUUGCCUGGGCGAUUGAAUGAUUAUUUUAAUCAGAUAUUAACGAAUCCAGAUAAAUCCGAACAACACGUGCAAUGUCAGCUGCAUGUAUAUCGAAUUUACGAGAACUUUUUUGAUUCGGAAAUUUCAAUGAUUGCACCGAAUACGACGGGAAAUGCUGAAUUGAAUUUGGCAUGCGUAUUACCAUCGCGGGAGCUCAUUCCUGGAAUUAUUAAUGCGAUUCUGGUGAAUCUCUUCAAUGCUGACUUGAUAAGUGAAGUGGCGAUCGCAGCUUGUCGGAAUUUGAUCAUUUUAACGGAGCAUGACAUAACCUUUUAUCACCUCAAAGCUGCUCUCGAAGCCAAAAAGCAACGAUUCCAAGAAUGGCUGAAGAAAAUAGUCGACACCGAAGAGGGUAAUAUUCAUCGAGGCCUCCUGGGCACAGUUGUCCUCUUUAUUCGAGCACAAAUGGCCAUCGACGAAUCCGGUCCCGAUUCACUAGUUCCCAACCGAACCCUCAAACUGACCGUCAACGAACUCGCUUCGAUCAUCAACUGGACCACUGAACAUGCAACUGCACAUCCCUUAAACAAACUCAAGGAACUGUUCAGCAAAAACGGAGAAGAAAAUCCGAAUAAUCCAUAUCUACAAGAUCUUAAUAUUAUUCUCUCAAUUUUGGAGAAAUUUGAACCAAGUGAAUCCGACAAGAAAGUCGACAUUCCGGAACCAGCACUGCCUCAAGCCGAAGGUAUCAUCACACAAUAUUUAUCACGUCCAAUUUUCACCCCGUACGAACCCACUGACGAAGAUCAGUUGAUAGCAGAUUUCUGGUUAGAGCCUAUCCGCUUGGACAGUCUGCCAGACAAUAUUAUCUCCCAAGCUGAACGCAUUCCAUGCGAUUUAAAUGAAGUGGUGAAGAGUUGUCUUCCACCGGAGACAAAUUUAACGUCAGAUUGCAAACGAGUUCUGCAUCUAUCGGCCUCCCCGCAAUCGAACCGCGAAAGAACUACGACAGCUCCGUGCUUCCGCACACGGCGGGUCGAAGUUGAACCAUCUACAGGUCGACCUGAAAAGAAAAUCUUCGUAACUCCUAUGCGAGGUCGUGGUUUUGCACGAACCCCACCAUCGAGAGGUGAUCUGUUCCGUUCGCGGCCACCUAACACAUCACGUCCCCCGUCCUUGCACGUGGACGACUUCUUAGCGCUGGAAACAUGCGGAGCGCAACCCACAGGCCCUACCGGGUAUAACAAGAUAUCGCGUGAAAUCAUCAACAUACGCGGUAGUCGCGUUGGACGGAAUCGCGGCAGUCGUUUACCCUCAAUAUCAACUAGCAGCUCAUACAGAACCGGAUCGCCGAAUACUUGGUCCCAUGAAUCUUCAGUGGCGCCUCCGCAGCAUUUUCGAACAGCUACAUCAGAACCUGUCGUUUCCUCGCAUUUUGCGAGCGAUCAACAUUAUUCGCAACAACAUUUCGGAGGAGCACCUAUUAGAUCGCGAGGUCGAGGUCGGCCAAGGACAUUUAUUCGAUAGAUUUUAUCAGUAGGAACUAAAUAGAAAGGUUUGCAUGGAUUUCUAUUGUAAUGAAUAUAGUUUAAGAAUUUAUUAUUUAACGCUCAACUAAAUAAAAUUACUUAUGAAAAUA
This is a messenger RNA of Hermetia illucens (black soldier fly), 5590 nucleotides long. RefSeq names its product protein virilizer (gene vir). The record is from RefSeq and is a predicted model, not a curated record. The coding region runs from base 64 to 5478 and encodes 1804 amino acids. Gene Ontology annotation, molecular function: RNA binding. Gene Ontology annotation, cellular component: RNA N6-methyladenosine methyltransferase complex. The transcript is spliced from 5 exons. NCBI's taxonomy places the organism in Eukaryota, Metazoa, Arthropoda, Insecta, Diptera, Stratiomyidae.